Molecule: messenger RNA, 720 nt
Organism: Sparassis crispa
Lineage: Eukaryota; Fungi; Basidiomycota; Agaricomycetes; Polyporales; Sparassidaceae
Exons: 3
Coding region: 1-720 (239 amino acids)
Molecular function (GO): protein binding
Source: RefSeq, a predicted model, not a curated record
AUGGAUCCAGUUAACGUGCUGCAGCCCGUCAGGGACGCCGAGUUCUACUUCGAAUAUAUUGUUUUUCUUGUCGAGGGCACCCUCUUUAAGGUCACUCGUCGUAACCUCGAGAGCGAUUCCGAGGUUUUUCGUGAUAUGUUCGCGAUGCCCGUCUCAGGAAAUGCCACUGCAGACGGCUCUGACGACGAGCAUCCUUUGCGUCUCGAGGGAGUAGCAAAGGAGGACUUCGCCCAGUUGCUGCGAGUUAUUUAUCCCAAGUAUUACGAACAGAGCGAGCAAUUGACGAGUGAAGAGUGGAUUUCAGUCCUCAAGCUCUCCAGCAUGUGGAACUUCGAACGUAUCCGAACAACAGCCAUCCGAAACUUGUCACACAACAUGCAGGGUGAUCCUGUUGGGAGGCUGGUGUUGUCGAAGAAGUAUGCCAUCGGAGAAUGGAUGGUACCUGCGCUGAACGCACUCGCUCGCCGGACACAACCACUACAAAGAGCCGAUGUGGAUGCAAUUGGUUUGGACGAUGCACUGAAGCUGGCAGAAGUGCGUGAGGUUUUCCGGGGUUCGAAUAGCACCUGUUACUGUACAUGCACCAAAUGUGCCGCACAACACGGAUAUGGAACCAGACAACCAGCCGACAGAGAGAACUAUGACUUCACUCGGGAAAUCUUGCAGAUCUUUGAUUUACAGUCCGCCCCCCUUGUUCCUGUGUACGCUUUACGUUAUUAA